This is a messenger RNA of Camellia sinensis, 966 nucleotides long. The record is from RefSeq and is a predicted model, not a curated record. NCBI's taxonomy places the organism in Eukaryota, Viridiplantae, Streptophyta, Magnoliopsida, Ericales, Theaceae.
ACACAACCCUCCCCCCCUCUCUCUCUCUCCAUCAGAACCCAUUCCCUUGCUAUAGACCCAACCCCCUUCAAUUAGCCACUGCAAAAGGAAUGGCUUCCACAUUCGAAAGAGUCAUCAACAUCGCCAGAGACGGACAUUUCUCUUCAAAUCCCGAAGCCUCGAUCUGUCUCGAUGACCAGAACGAUGUCGAAGACCGAUCUCAGGAGGGUUUUGAUUCGAGAUCGGACUCGAUUUUUUGGGUUUCAUGAGAUUCGAGAUCAGAUUUUUUGUUUUCAUGAGGUGAGGCGCUUCAGAUUUUUGUUUUCGGUGAGGCGCUUCACAUGCCAGCCCAUAGCCACAGAGAUCAUCAAUCGAUCAUCACAGAGAUCAUCAAAAGAACGAUUCGCAAAAUCAUUCAUCUUCAUACCAGCCCUAACAAGAACCAUGGCAAAAGAUGCAAUAGCCCUAAUGGAUCAUUUGGGUUGGAGAAAAGCCCAUGUUUUUGGCCAUUCAAUGGAACAAGAACCAUGGCAAAAGAUGCAAUAGCCCUAAUGGAUCAUUUGGGUUGGAGAAAAGCCCAUGUUUUUGGCCAUUCAAUGGAACAAGAACCAUGGCAAAAGAUGCAAUAGCCCUAAUGGAUCAUUUGGGUUGGAGAAAAGCCCAUGUUUUUGGCCAUUCAAUGGGUUAGUCCAUGACUCUUAUCUCCAUUGAAAUUGUUAUCUUACUCUUUAAACACAAAUUUGAACUCAUGGAUGCAUAAUGCUGGCUCUAGAUUUUAUAUAAUGGGUUGCAUACUUAUUGUUUAUCAUGAUAAUUGAGUUAAUUACUUUUAGUUGUCUUAUACUUUUAGUUGCAUACUUAUUUUAUAUAAUCUGUUUUUAUUUUGGACGAAACUAGCUCCAAUGUUUAAUAUCUGUAGUUAUAUUUGUUUCCCGUGUAUCUUUUGUGAUUAAUUUUAUGAUUAGUUGUAUUGUAGUUGAAACACUU